UCACACAGUAAUGUCUGUAUGAGUAGUCGUUAUGGUCGCGGCAGGGCAGCACCACGGGGUGAUCGCUACUAUCAGGAUAAGAGAUCACAUUAUAAUGACGACCGCGCCUCCUCCCAAAGGUCCCAGCAGGACGAGAGACCGCCGUAUGAUGAGCGGCCUCCGCGACGUGGUGGGAGAGAUUCCAGUAGAGGAAACAGGAGAGAGGAGACCCCGCCGAGGAGACGGCGUGAGCGGCGCGGCAGCUCCACUCACCACCACACCAGUCACCACGCUAACAGCGGAGAUGCUAACGCGCAGAUCAACCAGAUCAUACGCAAGUUAGAGCGGGAUGAUAGGAGGGAGCGGACUAGACUCGCUGUUCAAAUACAAGAGUUUGCACAAGAGCCCGCCAACAGACAAGUGUUGGAAGCACAGUGUGUUACACUGCUUAAUCUCCUGGAUCCUAUGAUUGAGGACGCAGUGGAGAGGGAGAAUGAUUACAACCUUCCUCGAACCAUCGCCAGUAUAGGACUGGGACUAGGAUCAAAGUGUAACGAGUUAAUUAACUGGCUAACUAACCGACUGAUGUCUGCGGACAACACACCAGAAGUUACGGGCUUUCUCCUCAACAUCACCAAACAUCUCUCUGAUAAAAAGGGAUCCCUUAGCACAGGAGUGUUACCGCUGAUAGACACUCUGAUCCAGCUGCUGGAGAGGUUCGCUAACCCUCAGAUGAUAAUAAUCCUACUUGAUGCUCUAGUCCCCCUAACUCAGGCCUACUCCAGAUUCUUUACUCCUCACUUCACUAACAUCAUAGAUGUAUUGAUAGGGUGGCACAUAGAGUCUGACACUAACGUGGACCUACAGAAAAGUAUUUCCAAAGCUUUUCUCUCCUUCAAAGCGUUUUGGCUCAGUGAUAUCUCCUACCCUCUCUCCCUGAUCAUGCAGUUUGUUGGCGACGCACAGAAACAGCAACACGAAGUGUGCAACAGUCCUUCAAUAGACAAGGAAGCAGUCCAGCAGUUCGUCUCAUUGAUCAAGGUGUUCACUGCUCUGUUAUCAUCUCUAGAAGAGGUGACGUCAGUAUCCCCGAAUGUACCAGAUUUCCUAAGUAAGCUAGUAAAUCAGAUAAUAGACAGUUCCUCACAGUUACUGUGUGUUCACGCCUCCUACGAGGUGGUGUCAGUUAUUGCUAAAGCUACCCACAUUGUCACAAAGUGUCUGCCAGCCCACUUUGGACACAUCUGUGAUCAGCUGGUAUGUUUCCUGAUAGACUGCAUUAGUCCGCUAGACUGUACUCCCGCUCCAGAUAGCACUAUAUUGGACUGUCUACACGCUAUUCUACAUAUUACCGAUAACGACAGUUCUUGGCUGGGAGCCAGCAUCCUAACCUCAAUGUUAGCCUCCUCCUCGCCUCUGGUGUCCCUGAGGAAUUCAAAGAAUGAACAGAUCCUGGCGGUUUUGUUCAAGAUAUUCCAGUCCCUUCUUCAGCUUCACAACUUCAAGCUGUUGGAUAUUGUGUACCAGUUCAUUGUUCAGGAUCUUCAUAUUGCUAUUGAGAAAAUACUGAAGUGUGUAGAGGAGAAAACAGACCUAAAAGAAGCAGAGAUACUAGCUAGCGCAAACCUGGCGCUGCUCACAGAGAUGGCGGGAAGCAAGACGCAUGGUUUUAGUACCUGGGCCUUAAACCCCACCAUCUUCGACCUCGUUACCUCGGUACACUCGCCCCACAACUGGAUACUAGCUAAGCACUGUCCCAGUGUUCACUACGCUAUACUUAACGUUCUGCACGCAGAGUGUAAACGUCAUGGUUACUUCCUUCCGGGAGCAGGGACCUCGGAAGUAGUUCAACUACAACCCCACAACACAUCACAACAACUGUGUAGAGUACUGAAGUUACUGGCUCUCCUCCUUCCCCACUCUUCUCUUUCUUUUGAUAGCAGAUAUUUCUGUCUGCUGUGGGUAAAGCGACUAGUAGAGAUAAUGAAGAAGGCGGGAGAAUGUUCGGAGAGCAUGAAGUUUUGCCAUUCUGAGCUGCAGGAACUCUCUCUUGCUCUGGUCAGGAUAGCUGAUGAUCCUGAGAGAGAUAUUCGGUUGGAGGUGGCAGGAUGUCUGAGAUUACUGCUUCUAGCUCAACUACUAACAAAUAACACUCAAGUACAUUGUCUAGCUGUUUCCAUCCUUCACAUGGGAGAUGUAGACGGGGCUACACGGGGGGCGUUUGUGGGCGUGCUAGAAGCACUCGCUCCGCAACUGUUGCUAGGAUACGAGAUAGACAGGUUGAAUAUGGACAAGUUCGCUAUGAGACCUCUACUUCAUUCCAGACAUCUGCUCCAGUUCAACACAGAGGUGAGUCUGGUAACGAGUAACCAGUUUACAAUACUGAUGAGACUGAUCCUGCUGAACCAGAUCCCCGGCAAGUUUAUACACGACGACUGGUUAGAGAGACUGUUCUACGGGUGCAACACUUCACAACACUCCAAGUUUACUUUUAUCAACGGUUCCACUUCUCCGUGCGACAGUUCUCUUUGGUUCUGGUUUAUGUGGCACAUGUCGCUCUACGCUGUCAACAGUCGACUGAAGACUCCUCUCGGGAAAGCAACGGAGACUUUCGAAUGUAUCGAGGGAAUACUGCACGAACUGCUGGAGGACGGGGCAGUAACGGAGGACACAAACGCACGUGGCAUUAUCUCCGGCAUUGGGAGUCAGUGUUAUGUUUCCCUGCUGAGGAGUAACCUACUGCUACAUUUUAUUAAUAACUUGGAGAAACUCAUUUACAACGCUUACGAGGGUACAGUGCACAGUAUACAAGGCUGUAACAAAGCAGUGAAGAACUUCUUUGUGUUGAACAGGUCAACAUGUGAAGAGUGGUUUAGUAGAAUAAGACCUGCUAUAGCAGAGGUAUGCAGCAACACUGGAAUGUACGCGGAGAGUUGGCGCCACGCGCUCCACAUCCAGCCCUCCACCUCCGCGUUACUGUUGUCAGUGCGCGCAGCACUGAACAUGCACGCGCCCGGCUAUAUCCGGGGUUUGAAGUGUAUUUAUAGUGAGCACGAUGGGUUGCUUAAUGCUGCUGAGCUGCAGGCAAGUGGAAGAUACGAGGAAGCUAGUGAAGUCUACAAAGCUACAAUAGACACAGUCAGUAACAGCGAAGAGAAGCAGUUCAUUGCUCUGCAGGCCCUCGAGUGUUAUCUUGCACUGAACGACUGGGACGAAACUCUGUCAUGGUCACAGAUGCACAGUAACGAAAUAUACACUGAUAAAACUCCCUAUGAUAACAAUUACUUGCAUGCUUUGCAUGCCUUUGAUUUGGGAGAUUUUAAUGGCACAGCAAGACACCUGGAAGGGGUGCCUGGAGCCAACAUAAACAGCAUCACAGAGGAGCUGUCCAGAAAGGGUGGUGUUCGUGUAAACCACUUAACCUUGGAGCUAGAUGUUCCGGCUCUGGCGGAUCCUGCUAAGUUACUGUACCUAAGUCAGCUACAACUCCUUAGAGUAUGCGGGCUCUAUCACAAUGGUGGUGAUCUACAGCUGGUUGGAAUGGACCUCAGAAGUGAAACUGGAAGUUACAGUGACGACAUGGACCGACCAGAGAGUGCACUUGAGAAGGGUCCGGAGUUUAUUUUCCGUAAACUGCUUCGCCAAGCUUCUUCGUUAGUCGAGGUGGGAGUACGUAUAGCAGGUAUAGAUCUGCCAGUCAUGAUGCCCGGAAGAACUGCAGUCCAGCUGCAAUGUGUGUCAGCUCUACAUCAGCUCUUGCUAUGUGACACUGUUAAGGCUCCUACUGGGGUCCCUCUUAAUCUUACCAACGAGGAGGUAUAUCUUGAUAGGAAUGUGCACGAGGUGGGAUCCUGGAUGUAUCUGCACCGUUACGCGCACCAUCUCUACCAGUAUUUUGAGCCUUGUCAUGAGAAUAGUAAGAACAUGCUCUCCUCUCCAAUGGUACUUAAUUUGGGAGUGUCCGUUUCUAAACUCGCAAGAAAACAGGGUAACAUGAGGUUAGCACAGAGGCUGCUGAUAAAUGAGCUGACGUGGCACUUUUCCGGAGUCCACCCCUCCCGCCCCCCUCUCACUACCAACAUUGUCUACAUCUCUGAUAACACAGUUCACGAGGGACCUGACAUGGUGCUACGCUCCUCCGCCCACACGACCCUCUCCAAAUCUCUGGCUCAGUACAUCCCAGUCGACCUACUGCCACUGCACUCCCAAAGUGCUAAAGUGCUAUAUCAGUGUGGCAGUCAGACGGAGGCUAUUGAAGCGCUCAGUGCUGCGGUGCUGUACAGACAGCGCAACCCUGCUACCGUCAGGAACAACCGUAAUAAUGAGGGUUCUAUGAAGUGUGUAUUGACUCUUGGUAAAUGGUUAUCUCAAGACAGUACCCUGGGUCUCAUGGCAAUGUCUAACGGGCCCUGCCUCCAGUCACUGCUUGAGAUAGAAGAGAGAGUUACAGCUAAUUCUGGUAUCAGACUUAGAGACGGGGUGGCUGUAUCUGAGGUAGAAUAUCUGGAGGGAAGGUUGCUACGUUACGUAGCUGAAGAAGCUUGUGACAUGGCUAAUGCAUGGCAUGCCUUGGGAACUUGGGCCUACGACAUCAGCAAGAAGUCUCUAGAUCAGAUACAGCUUGCUAGAGUUGAGACGAUGUUGCCGGAAGAGAAGUUAGUGGUAGAAGAGCUUGCUGGUAACCACUGUGAUCCUGUAUGGAACCUUAUACUAGGAGCGGUGAUGCGGCAGAGCUGUGACGGACUAAACGAGCGUAUAUCCACUACAGCCCCCGAUCUCCCUAAAGACACUGUGUCCCAACUAUGCGAUGUGUAUAUUCGUGUCAGCAGCAGACUUUACCACAAUUAUAGAAUAGCGGUAAAGAGUUACUGCAGAUACCUGCAUCUAUCAGCGGGUGAAAGAGACUGCAACACCAGAGUGGACAAAGUGGACAAGACCACCCACAGGGAACUGCAGACCACUCUGAGAUUAAUGAAACUCAUGACGUCACAUGACGUUGCUUUACACGAUCUGAUAGAGGAUAUAUCCCGGACUCCGGCAUUACAAUGGUACAAAGUUACCCCUCAGUUACUGUCACGUAUAGGACACAGCAACCCUAGCGUCAGAAACGCCCUGCUGACUAUCCUGUGUAGUGUAGCUAGACAGUAUCCUCACAAACUGGUGUACAAUUGUGUAGAGAAAUGCUCUCCCUCUUCCCUCAUCGAUAACGAACAAAACAAGAGUGACCUAGCGGAUAUGAUAGAGGGUAUAGAUCUGGAGGAGGAAGAUGAAGUGUGUAACGGGGAUAUUGAGCCUGAAAAGAACGCUGAAAAUGAGCACUCCGAUCUGUUUGACUCGGGUUAUCAGAUGAUAUACAACACGUUACUACAGCACAGUGAGGAUAUUGUAACUGAUGUUCAGAUAAUAGUUCACGAGUUACGGAGGAUUAACCUACUAAGAGCUGAGUUAUGGGCCGGGGUACUCGGUCACAGAUACACUGAUAUUACCAGAAAGUUUAACCAGCUAGCUAUUGAGAUAAAGCGAGUUAACUCAAACCUGACCUUAUCUGCUGAAGAGAAGCAUAACAUAGCCGCUGCCAAACAACAGGCGCUGCUGAAACCCCUUGUGGUGAUGUUGAAACGGGUUAUAAAGAUAACGAAUCAGCCGGGCGAAACUAAGUAUGAAGUUGACUUCCAGAACAAGUUUGGUGACAAGAUACACAAAGCCAUGGAAAACUUAGAAACUUGUGUCGACUUGAAGAAUCCUACAAGGUGCUGGAGUAAGUUUGAAGAACUUCACCACGAACUUCAGGAUUACAUUAAAGGGAACCUGAUGCACACCCUCAAUGACAUCUCCCCCCGUUUAGCGCAACUAACUCGGCUCAGUACUCCACUUCCAGGGACUAGUCACGAUUACCGAGCCAGUGGGCACGUGACUAUAGAGUCAUUCCACAAGGAAGUUCACGUGCUUCCGACCAAGACUAAACCUAAGAAGAUAGGAAUUCUAGGGAGUGAUGGGAGAAAGUACACGUACCUGUUCAAAGGGCUAGAAGACCUGCGUCUUGACGAGCGAGUUAUGCAGCUACUAGGGGUGUGUAACGUGAUGUUCAGCAGCCGGGGAUGUAGCCAGUACUCAGUUACUCAGUACAGUGUUACCCCGCUCGGUCCUAGAUCUGGUUUGAUCCAGUGGGUCAGCUCAGGAUCUCCUCUCUUCUCACUCUACAAAAGGUGGCAACAAAGAGAAUCUCUGAAGAACAAUCCAGACCAACCUCCUGCUGUUCUCAACUGCUCCGAGAUAUUCCACUCCAAGGUACACGCAGUGAUGAGUAAGCAGAACCUGAACGAGAAGCUACCCAGAUCAGAGUGGCCCUCAGAAGUGUUGUUAGAGGUUCUGAAGCAGCUCACUACUGAAACACCUUCGGAUCUUCUCUCCAAGGAACUGUGGUGUUCGAGCACGUCCCCAACUCACUGGUGGAACACAGUUCAAAGAUUCACACACUCGUCAGCUGCUAUGAGUAUCAUUGGUUUUGUUAUAGGCCUGGGAGACAGACAUCUGGAUAAUAUCUUGGUUGAUUUCCAGAAGGGAGACAUAGUCCACAUUGACUACAACGUGUGUUUCGAGAAAGGGCGGGGGCUGCGUGUGCCUGAGAGGGUGCCUUGUAGACUCACCUCUAACAUUACACAGGCUUUCGGGCCUGCUGGAGUUGAGGGAACGUUCAGGAUAGCAUGUGAGACUAUAAUGUCAGUUAUGAGGUCUAACAGGGAAGUGAUACUGGCACUACUGGACGCUUUUGUGUACGAUCCUCUCAUAGAGUGGACAAGUGCUAAUGAUGAGGGUGUAUUUGCUGAAGUAGUAAAGGACGCUAACAGCGCUAGUAGGAAGGAACUAGAAAUGAACUCACUCUACUCUCUCUUAUCUUGUAGAGUUGUUGAAAUGAACGUUCCUCUGAAGAACAACAAGCUAGCUUUCAUAGGAGCAAUGGACGCCAUCUCCAAGUCUCUGCACAGUUUCUCGGAGGUUCUAGCAAAGUUCGCCCCACAAGAGGUAGCCACGGGUAACAUUAUUGAUAGACAGAGACUUCUGUGUGAUGUUAAGAGUGAUUCUGAACAUUCGCUCUGGCAACUACAGGAGAGGUACGAAGCUCAGGCAGCCCACAACUCCUCUCACGCGGCCCUAAACGGUAAACUGGUCACUGCAGCUGACAUGUACAAAACACAGCAGAACAAGUUCAGGGCUAUACUGGAGUUUAUUGAGGGUAACGUGCUGGACACUCUGAUCACGAGACUAAGCAACAUGUCCCAGCCCAGCUCAUCUCCCUCCUACCUCCCCGCCCUGGACUUCCUCACUACUUCCGGACAAACUGAACUCGUCAGCCAGACCGAGCAGAUUGAUGCGGACAUCAACGCUUCUCUUGCUUCGCGUCGGGCCGCUACAAUCACCUCAGUACGAGCCCUCAAACCGUACGGCUCCAUAGUGUCCUUCUUCCAGCGACACUUCGUCAACCAGCAUCCUGGUUCUUUCUGGGCGGACUGGUUGGAGCGAGUGACUCUGCAACCCUCCGCGCUGCACUGUGAUGAUAUCUGCGCGCAGUGCGAGAUUGCGGCUCUUAAGAUCAGGACGGUUCCAAGCGAGAACUCGCACAAGGUUGAGGAACACAUCCAGGAACAUUCCAACACUCUGAAGAUCAGACUACACAACUGUAUCGAACAGCAGACCAAGAUACCAGGAACACCUAAUUUGUCAGCAUUAGAAGCUGCACUGUUGGAGGAGGACACUGUUUCUGUUACAUCUGCCAUUACAGCCAGUCUUAUCGAAAUCACAGAAACAUGGGUAACCAUGGAAACGAGCGUUAACGAGUCCUCAGCCAGUCUUGGUUCACUGAACACAGUAACUGGACAGUGGUUCUUGGACGAGUUUGUUAGCUCCAGUAAACUAGCCGCCGCUCAGACUGUUAUCCCAGUGGUAUUGAAAGUUAUGAAGCUUUUGAAAGCCCUGAUCCUCUUCUACCUCACCUACGGGGAGGUUACCUGCUCUACCAAACCACAGAUCAGGAAUUUGGAGGAGUGCAGUUAUACUGUGGAAUGUGAUGUAUUGCUUGCGGAGGAAAAUACGCGUGGUUGUAAUGACAUGAGGAAGAUUGGUUCUGUAAAAAUAACUACACUAGGUAUUGAACAGGAGCUCUGUGAACAGAGAAGGGUAGAUGAGGAAAAGGAGAAAGCUCACAUUUGGAAUGUUAUCUUGCUAACAAAUGGGGUUACAUCAUUAUUCAUUAUCCAUGUGAAAGUAGUGUUAGAAAUAGCAAUGUACGGUGUGAUUGACAAGUAUGGGGGUGUGUCAUGA
This is a messenger RNA of Bolinopsis microptera, 8298 nucleotides long. RefSeq names its product serine/threonine-protein kinase SMG1-like. Gene Ontology annotation, biological process: protein phosphorylation; nuclear-transcribed mRNA catabolic process, nonsense-mediated decay. Gene Ontology annotation, cellular component: nucleus. Gene Ontology annotation, molecular function: protein serine/threonine kinase activity. The transcript has 59 exons. Bases 19 to 8298 code for a protein of 2759 amino acids. Lineage: Eukaryota; Metazoa; Ctenophora; Tentaculata; Lobata; Bolinopsidae. The record is from RefSeq and is a predicted model, not a curated record.